UGGGGGCUGUAUCCAUGGUGGGGGGGCUCAGUUGUGGGGUCCUACGGUGUCUGGGCCACCCCCCCUGCAUGUCCAGGGAAUGGAGCGAACAGAGCACGAAGGCUUCGGUGGGGGCAACACGGCCUGGGAGGAGGAGAAGCUGGCCAAGUACAAGCACAGUGAGACACGGCUGCUGGAGGUACUGGAGAGCGUGUGCCCCCCCCAGGACUUUGCCUGCCACCAGCUGCUGGAGCGCAGCGAGGAGCAUGUGGAGCAAUGGUGGUUCCAUGAGCGACAGCAGCACCCCGACUUCUUCCAGUGGCUGUGCAUGGAGCGCCUGGCGCUGUGCUGCCCACCCGGCACCUAUGGCCCCGACUGCCUGCCCUGUGCCGGUGGCCCCCAGCAGCCCUGCAGUGGCAACGGGCGCUGUGAUGGAGAAGGGACGCGGGGUGGCACCGGGCUGUGCGUCUGCAGCCCUGGCUAUGGCGGUCCUUUCUGUGCCGAGUGCGGAGAUGGCUACUAUGAGGCAUCACGCAACCAGAGCCAGCUGCUGUGUGCCGAGUGCUACCCGGCCUGCGGGCGCUGCACGGGACCAGAGGACUCCAGCUGCCUACGAUGCAAGAGGGGCUGGGUGCUGCACGAGCACCGCUGCAUCGAUAUUGAUGAGUGCGGCACGGAAAUGGCACACUGCAGGGCCAACCAGUUUUGCGUCAACACUGAGGGCUCCUACGAGUGCCGAGAUUGCUCUACUGCCUGCAUCGGCUGCAUGGGCGCAGGGCCGGCGCGUUGCAAGAAGUGCAACAAGGGCUACCGACGGGAUGGGGCCAAGUGCCUGGACGUGGAUGAGUGCGCCAGCAGCGAGGAGCCCAUCUGCACGGGGCUGCAGGAGGUGUGCGAGAACACGGAGGGCGGCUAUCGCUGCGUCUGCGCCCCAGGCCACGUGCGCAGGGAUGGGCAGUGUGUGGAGGACAAACCCCCUGGUAUGGCAUGGAUUUGGGGAGGGGGGCACGGAGGGAUGCUCUCACCCACCACUGUCAUCCUUGCAGACGCCCCGGAGAAGGGAUUCUUUGACGACGUGACGGAUGAUGAGGUGGUGGUGCUGCAGCAGAUGUUUUUCGGGGUGAUGAUCUGCGCCCUGGCCACGCUGGCUGCCAAGGGUGACAUGGUGUUCACUGCCAUCUUCAUCGGUGCUGUGGCCGCCAUGGCCGGCUAUUGGCUGUCUGACCGCAGCGACCGCGUCCUGGAUGGCUUCAUGAAGGGCAGAUAGCUGUGGGUGGGGGGUUGUGCGUGGGGCCCUGCAUGUACCCCCCCACUGGUAAGAGUAGGGACCUCGUCCUCCCCGCCUUGUCCUAUGCAGAAGUGGGGUCCUACAGGCGCAGUGCUGCUGGGGGGGCACAGCAUGCUGCCCCCCACCUCUCGCGUGUUGGGGCACUCUGCCAUAGGGAUUGGGGUCCCCCCUCCUAGCACAGCACGGAGGACAGGGAGAGGAGAAGGGGGGGCAGGGUCCCCCCACCCCAAGCUCAGCUCCCCAUCCCUAAAUCCCCUUCCUCGUGUUCCCAGGGUAGAGCCCUUGCGCCUCCUCUCCCCAGCCCCUGUGUCCCCAGACAGGGCGAGUGUGGGUGGGAAGGUUGGGGGGUGGCAGUGGCCCUCAGCCCAACGCUGGUCCUGUGGGGACCCCUCUGGAUGCAUGCACGUGGCCAUCGCAUUCGUCCGUGGUCUGUCCGUCCGUCGAGGUGUGCUCAUAUCUGUGUGUGUAUCUCAGGAAUUAAAGCUCUGCACACCCAC
Molecule: messenger RNA, 1764 nt
Organism: Meleagris gallopavo (turkey)
Lineage: Eukaryota; Metazoa; Chordata; Aves; Galliformes; Phasianidae
Source: RefSeq, a predicted model, not a curated record